AAAAGGGAUGAAUCAUUGUUGUUUUGCCAAAGGGAUGCCUAGCCACUAAACCCCCAACCCCAACAGAAGCAAAACCCUACAGACCACAAUUCCAAGAAUGUCGAAGUGGUGGGGGGCCGCCGGCAGCCUGAGGAAGACGGUGGAGGCAACGAGGAGAUCAUACCACACGAUCCAAGCCAUUCCCAGAGAGUACACUGGCCGCAAAGUCUCCGCCACAGACAGACUCCAAGGCCGAAUCCCCGCCGUCGUGUUAGCCCAAGACAACGGCGGCCACACCACCACCACCACCAGCAGGUCGGCCUCCAGAAAACAACUCGUUACCACCGAGAGGAAGCAGAUUCAGGCCAUCCUCAACUCCGUUCAACUCCCCUUCUUCUGCUCCACCACUUUCCCUCUCCAGAUCCGCGCUGGUUCUGGUUCCUCCACUCUCCUCGAAUCCGGCACUGUUCUCCCCAUCAAGAUUCAUAGGGAUGAGGAGAGUGGGAAGAUUUUGAAUUUGGUGUUUGUUUGGGCUGAUGAGGGAUCGGAGUUGAAGGUUGAUGUGCCUGUUGUUUUCAAAGGAGAAGAUGUUUGCCCUGGUCUCAAGAAAGGAGGUACUUUAAAUAGGAUAAGGACAACUUUAAAAUAUCUAUGCCCAGCUGAACACAUCCCCCCCAAAAUUGAGGUGGACAUAAGCAAUCUAGACAUUGAAGAUAAGGUGUUCAUGCACGAUAUUGAGGUUCACCCAUCGUUGAAGCUUCUCAGUAAAGAUGAGAGUAUUCCCAUAUGCAAAGUUGUGGCAACGACAUUGGAAAACUCUGAACCUGCACUGUAGGCACCGGAGCAGCACGAUGCAAGGAAUUUGCAGUUUUCACUAGCCCAAAUCAAGAAUUUUCAGAUAAUGAAAUUUGCUUAGCUGUUGUAGUGCUUUUGGAUGGCCAGUGAAAAUGAUUAUGACUUUUGUUCACACCAUAAUCAAAUGCAGGUUAGGUUUUUUACCUUUUUUUGUUUUUUUGGACGGCUGGAUCAUUUUUGCUGUUAUAAUAAACAUGUAGGGUGGUGUGAAUUAUUGUGAAAUGUUAUUGAACAAUUUUAAUGAGAUGACUAUUGUUAGCUUG
Messenger RNA from Camellia sinensis, 1097 nucleotides. RefSeq names its product Ribosomal protein L25/Gln-tRNA synthetase, anti-codon-binding domain-containing protein. Gene Ontology annotation, biological process: translation. The record is from RefSeq and is a predicted model, not a curated record. Gene Ontology annotation, molecular function: 5S rRNA binding. Lineage: Eukaryota; Viridiplantae; Streptophyta; Magnoliopsida; Ericales; Theaceae. Gene Ontology annotation, cellular component: cytosolic large ribosomal subunit.